GCUGAGGCUACUUAAUUUCAUUCACAUGGUAUUUUCUCAGAGGGUUAUGUCGUUCAUUACUCUUUAAUACAAUUCAUUUAUUUCCAUUAUUGAAUCAAAUCAAAUCCGUAUAUGCAUGCAAAUACCAGGGCUGUAUUUAGGCGGCCAGUUACACGUGAAAGUCUUCGAGGAAGGGUCCGUGGUGAUGUAGGCUCUGCGAUGCUAUGAAUCUGCGGGAUUAGCUUCUGUCCUGAGGCAUUUUAGACUAGUUCUAGUUUUUGAGAGUGGGAAAGCAUAGUAAAACCGAUUAUUCCAGGGGCUGUCUGUCUGGUGCCAUUCGGGUAAGCCUAGAUCGUAAUACUAGAGUCCCCUUAAAGAGUAUAAAGGCUUGCUGUUCCCUUCCCUAUAUGGAGAGCCUUGCAGAAUGGCACACGUUUCAAUGCGUUUCUUCAUAGUCCCCUGUACCACGUUGAUUCAGCAAGUGCGGGAUGAUGUGGAGUUCAGCGUGUGUGAUGAGUUCUGGUCUGGCUAGAGGCAGCGGUUUAUAUGUUGGAUAACAAUAUUUACUUUCUUUUUAGGUGUAUAAGUUGACAUUCAACGAUAGUUAAUCUUGUCUCUUCAUCGCGUCUGUCCAACUCUUUCGGGGGUAUCAUCUGAAAUGUCAAUGAGGACUACGUAUUCCAUCACGGCGCCAAGUGUCCGUGACGACUGAGUUAACUCACUGCUUUAUAGGUGCUUUUGAUCAGAGUACACACAGCUUUAUUGUUUUUCAUCGUUUUUGACCGUCAUUACCAAACACAAGAUUUCCAUUUGAAUAUUCAGCAUCAAUUUGUGUGACGACACCAAGAAUAGCAUGAGUAAAAGACCGGUUCGACUUGACAGUGUUCUAUUAAGUAGCUCAGGGUUUGAACUACAGCCAACUACCCUUGCUAAGGCGAACAAAGUAAUUGUGUAGUUUAAGGAGGCACAGCACUUUCUCCCUUAAGAUCUUAUCCGGGCAACCACGGAGUACUUGUUGAACUUAGUAACAAAAGGAAUGGGACGGGCUUCAAGUGUGCAUUGGAACUCAUGACUUUUGGUAAUAUACUUGGAAAAGGGUUGAUCCUCCCCCCCCCCCAAUUUUUGUCUCCAAUUCUUCAUUUUAGGCUCAGACCUCAGUAUCUCGUAGGCUAACGUGUGUGUGUGGAUUGCCUCUAGGGUUCACAUUUUGGUUUAGUCUUCUAUCACAUUUGUAUCUCGCAUUUAUUGUAUUGCUAAGCAUAGAUGGAGGGAUACAAAACUUCUGCAGAUAAUACCCCGUUGCUAGUGAAUUUUUUGCGCCUCAUUCGCAACGGGCGCCAAGAACAAUGCGAUAUCAUCCUUUUCAACGCUGGCAGUCUUGUUUCUUUCCACUUCGGCGGCCUUCGCAUGUUUGAUCUAGGAGCUUUCACAGAAGCCGAAGAUUUGUGGUCCACACUGGCCAAAGAGGCAUCCUCUGAGGGCCCAUGGGAUACGGAAGGCUUAACCUUUGCAGGUCCACUUUACCUAGUUGUGACUUACAACGAUGUUGUUAUAGAACAAUGGGAGUUGGUGGACUAUCGUGACGCUAACUUCGAAAACUCCAUUCCGUCCAGUUGCGAACAGCUUGAAGAGUUAAACAUGUUGGUGCGCAUCAUAUACACCUAUCUCCGAGUAAGCAAUAUCCGACGUUAUGUAUCGCAGUGUCUGCUGCAGAGUGACGCGAACGGGACCUUUGGUUGCGAUAGCUCUCUUCAGAGCAUGCAAGGAAGUGGCGCCGACACCGAAAAUGCCGCUGAGGAGACUAGCAAUGUGAAACGGUUCCUAAUCACUAUCCAUGGCAAAAAAGAGGAGAUCCCCAAGCUUGAUGUGGAGUGCACUCGCCCACAACGAUGGUGUAUCGCUGAUCUUAUCCGCAUUACUGUUACCACCAACGCGCUCGCGCGCACGCAACUCCUCACGCAAACGAAACAAAGCAAUCAACCGCCAACCACAUCGGCCAGACUUGAUUCCACAGGAACACAUCCCUCGCCUCGGAAAGGUGACUCUAUGACGCGGGGAAAGGUAUUUGAAUGCACUUUAGCAACACCGGGAGGGGGAGCUCGUAUAGUCUCACCCACAACGAAUGCAGCCCCAGCCAUCCGCGACCGAGCAACCCCAUCCCCAAGUGGGUCUUUAAAGUCGCAGUGUACGCCCUCCUUGGCGCCCACUGCCGCCCUAAUACCAACUUGUGGAAUGCUCUCACCAUCUUUACUCCCUCGACUCCCAUCGACUCGCAUGACGCCGCUCUCCCUAGCACAAGGGGGCUGUGGUGCCUUUUCUUCAUUAGCAAUCAAGUCCUCCACUCCACGGGAAAUGCCAGACGCGGGGAUCCCGCUGCUGACUACAUCCUUUUCGCGGCUGCCAAGAGCGGACGCUCCGGAUAAAGGUGUGGGGUGUGAUGCUUCUGCUCAAAUGGAGCUCAAUGAUAUCGCACCGCCCGAUUUUGUUCGACGAAUGGCGACCACAUUGUUUGAUGCGAAAAAUGUGAAGGUGCAGCAGCAGCAGCGUUUGCCGCGCUCAGUGGGCAUCGUGCUCGACACUAUGGCUGCACUACCACUCCAUCCUGAUGCUGAAGAUUACAAUAACGACGACGAUUCGAUAAGCGAUGGUGGUACAGAGAAUAUCGGUACAGGAGGGUCAUCGUUUGAUUUGUUGGAGCUUGCACAGCGCAUACAUACGUCUCUUGCAGCUGCGCGACAGACUCCUCUAAGGGAUUUGUUACUUCCAUUGAACCUUGAAUGA
Molecule: messenger RNA, 2760 nt
Organism: Phytomonas sp. EM1
Lineage: Eukaryota; Euglenozoa; Kinetoplastea; Trypanosomatida; Trypanosomatidae
Source: the annotation of a GenBank genome assembly